AUGUAUAAUAGAAUUCUAUCAAACAGGGAGACGUGCGAUAGAGAAUGGCUAGUGUAUUCGAAAGAGCUUGAUAAAGUCUUUUGUUUUUGUUGUAAACUUUUUAGACAAGGGUAUAAGAAAGGCGGGUUGGAUAAUGAAGGUUAUUCGGAUUGGAAGCAUGCUUCUCAAGGUCUUAAAGACCAUGAAGUUAGCUUUGAACAUCUCAAGCAUAUGCAUCAAUGGUUUGAAAGGCGUCAAAGGUUGGAUUGCAAUGAAACAAUCGACAAAGAAGCAUAUGAGCAUUUCAAAAAGGAAAAAGAUUAUUGGAAAGAAGUGAUUUUUAGGAUUAUUGCUCUUGUGAAAUUUCUUGCUAAACAUGGCUUAGCUUUUUGUGGGUCAAAUGAGAAGUUGUAUCAAAAAAGAAAUGGAAACUUUUUGGGAUUGGUUGAGAUGUUGGAAGAGUUUGAUCCGAUUAUGAAAGAACACGUGCGGUGUAUUUUGAAUGAUGAACUCCAUAUACAUUAUCUUGGGCACAAUAUCCAAAACGAGUUGAUACAAUUAUUAGCUGGUCAAGUUAAAAUAGAAAUCAUCAAAAGGAUAAAACAAGCAAAGUAUUACUCCAUCAUACUCGAUUGCACACCUGAUAUAAGUCACCAAGAGCAGAUGUUCAUAAUUGUGAGGUAUGUGAAUUUUAACUCUAGUUCUGUGACAGUUGAAGAAUCGUUUUUAGGUUUUUUGGUUGUUGAGGAUACCACAGGUAAGGGACUUUUUGAUGUUACAUCUAAGGAAUUAGAGUCUCUAGGUCUUGAUAUUUUUGAUGUGCGCGGUCAAGGCUAUGAUAAUGGGGCGAACAAGAAAGGAAAACGUAAUGGAGUUCAAAGUAGAUUUUUAGAAAAAAAUCCUAGAGCUUUGUAUAGUGCUUGUGGUUGUCAUAGUCUUAAUCUUGUGUUGUGGCAAAUUUUGAAAGACAAUGUUAAAGGAUUGACUGUUAAAUCAUUAUUUGUCACUCGUUGGGAAAGUCGUGUAGAUAGUAUUAAGCCUAUUAGAACUCAACUUGUAGAAGUAAGAAAAGCUUUGAAAGAAGUUAGUGACUCGGAUAAAGAUCCUAAAAUUCAAAGCGAAGCUAGAUCACUUGAAAAGCAUGAGGUUGGUGACUAUGAAUUUUUGACACUUGAUGAACAAGAUCUUAAGGCUCGUUGUUAUCGUCUUCAAGAUGCAUUAAAAUAUAAAGAAGAAUCGGACGUUGAUGCUAAAGAACUUUAUUUGGAGUUGAAGUUGAUUAGGACCUUUUUACCGAGUCACAUUGUUAGCCCUAUUGAUGCUUUAAACGAUAUCAUGCGGCUCGGUCAUUGUCCUAAUGCUAUAAAUGCAUAUCAUGUGCUUCUGACACUUUCGGUAACGGUGGCAUCGGCAGAGAGAAGCUUUUCUAAAUUGAAGUUGUUGAAGUCUUAUUUGCGAUCGUCAAUGUCCCAAGAAAGACUUAAUGGAUUGGCGAUGAUAUCUAAUAGCAUAACGUAA
Helianthus annuus (common sunflower) is the source of this 1497-nucleotide messenger RNA. Its product is annotated as zinc finger MYM-type protein 1-like. Bases 1 to 1497 code for a protein of 498 amino acids. The transcript has 3 exons. Gene Ontology annotation, molecular function: protein dimerization activity. NCBI's taxonomy places the organism in Eukaryota, Viridiplantae, Streptophyta, Magnoliopsida, Asterales, Asteraceae. The record is from RefSeq and is a predicted model, not a curated record.